AUGGCGGACCCGCGCGUGACGUACGUCGCGAGCCUCAUCGCCGACGUGGCCGGCACGGACCCCGCGCAGCGAGAGUCCGUGUUGAAUGCCAUCACGCAAGAUGGCGCCCAGCUCGCGCCCAUCGUGGCUCUCGUGGAUAAGCCCGACGCCCGGGGCGUGUACGCGCUGGUGGACGGAUCCGGGCGCGUGAGCAUCUCUCCGACCCCGUUCAAGGACGCGGGCAAGACGGCCUACCAGGUGGCCAUCGCCAAGUCCGUCGCGGCGCCCCUGGAGCUCCGCGACGUGGCCACGCUCAUCUCCAUCUCCGUCAUCGGAUCCAACCCGAUGGCUGCGCUCUACGCGUCGCUCGUGAACGUGUACGGCCCCGUCGUCGACGCGAUCGGCGGCGACCGCGGCGCCGCGAAGCUUCUCGCGGAGUUCCGCGACACCGUCGGGCACGCCCUCAAGUCGGGCCCCCCCGAGGGCACCGUCGACCCGAACGCCACGCCCGUCACCGUCGUCGCCACCGUCGCCGAGGAGCUCGAGCGCUGGGCUGCCCUCGCCGCGCGCCACCCGGGCGCCGCCGACGUCCAGGCGCUCCUCCUGCCGCUCAAGCAGCGCCUGCAGGAGUGCACCACGCCGCCGGACGCCGCGCCGCCGUCCGAAGAGCAGCUCCUGGAGCUCGUGGACGCGGCGAACUCGUGUUUGGAGGCGGCGUGGAAGGCCAACGUGGGCCCGUACCCCGCGUACGACCAGGCGCACAUGGCGCACAUGCUGCACGUGCUCGGGUCGUUCCUGCAGUCGUGUCUGCGGCGGGUCGUCGAGAGCGUGGACACGUGGACCGGGCCGUUCGACGCCGUCCACCCGACGCUGCAGGGGGUGUUCAACGUCGCGGCGCAGGCGCAGCGGAUGUGCUACGAGCUCGAGAGCGCCGUGUUCAAUCCCUCGUACGAUUCUGCGGGGGAGGCGCGCUGGUUGCAGAGCGACGCCGCCGCGCUCGCGCGCAUCGACCUGUACACGCAUCUCAAGGACCGGUGCUACGAGAUCGUGCGCCUCCGCGAGACCGUCCAGGAGAUGACGAUGCUCGUCGGCGUCGACGUGCCGCCGGGCGAGGUCCUCGCGCCGUUCGCGCCGCUCGACCCGCUCUCCGUCGGCCCGCACGCGUCGCACCUGUGGACGGCGGCGCGGCACGAGUUCGAGACCCGCCUGCAGCCGUUCGAGGCCCGCGCGUCGCAGAAGAUCCGCGAGCUGCUCACGUCGACCUACACGCCCGCGCUGUCCGGGGCGGAGGCCUCCGGGAUGCGGCCCCAGGACGUGCUGCGCGAGAUUCACGGCCUGAAGCAUCUGCUGUCGCGCCCGGGCGUCGGCGGGGGCCUCGCGGACGAGGUGGACGCGCUCGCCGAGGGCAUCAUGCGGUACCUGGACUUCCUGCGGCGCGAGGCGGACGAGCGCGAGAGCGCGGCGGGGCAGGGCGCCACGCCCUCGCAGGGCGGGCUGAACACGACGUCGACCGUCGACGCGCUGUGCUGGGCGGCGCAGGCGCAGCUCAAGGUCACGCAGGUCGACCAGGCCGCGCGCGCGCUCGUGGUGCAGGGCGCGCCGCCGUCGCCGGCCGUGCAGUCCCUCCUGGGCGCCGCGCGGAAGGCCGAGGAUCGCGUCAAGCUGCUGAGCCGCACGGCCGUGAGCGACUGGGCGGACCAGACGAAGGAGAUCCUGAGCGACAUCCGGCACGAGCGGUCCGCGCAGCUGCUGCAGAUGUCGUCCAAGGACGGCUCCUUCCGCCCCGGGUUCAACGACCACCUGUUCCGGCUGCUGCGGGAGGUGCGGCAGCUGCAGAGCCUGGGGUACCGCGUGCCGCGGGAGAUCGCGGUCGAGAUGGACCGCGCGCGGGAGUUUUACAAGACGGGGAUGACGUUGAAGCAGAUCGCCAACUGCUACAACAACCUGGCGUCGCAGAUCCUGCCGUGCAUCAAGCCGAUGCUGCUGCGCGCCGCGGAGGAGCUCGAGCAGCUCAUGAAGAGCCCCACGGACCUCAGCGGCGCGAAGAUCACGUGGGACAGCCACGUGGCGCUGGCGAACUACCUCGACUCGCUGCAGCGCGCCCAGGAGCGCUUCUCGGAGAAGCAGCGCCGGCUCAUGCACUACCACCGCGAGCUCCGCGACCUGGUCGUCACACUCUCCGGCGCCGACCUCGGCGCGAGCAAGGACCGCUGGAAGGAGGGCAUCCGCGACAUGCGCCGCAUCUUCGAGCGCCUCGAGGGGGAGUUCGACGCCGGGGCGCAGCGCGCGUGGCGGCGGCACUGGGACAUGCAGCUCAAGAAGGUCGUCGCGCUGCAGUACGCGUCGGGCCUCGACCGCCUCCACGAGUCGCUCCCGCGCGAGGAGGUGACGCUGGAGUUCCGGCAGGGGCGGCUGCAGCUGACGCCGUCGCUCGAGGAGGUGCGGCAGCGGCACUACAAGCACCUGCAGGACUUCAUCGCGCUCCCGCUGAAGCUCAAGGGCGUGUCGGACCUCUCGGCGACCGACGGGUUCUUUGCCGACGUGGUGCGCGGGCAUGCCGAGGGCAUCAGCGACGCGUACCGCGCGAGCGAGGCCGCGCUGGACGAGCUCGCCGCGGAGGCCGAGAAGCGGCGCGACUGGCUCGCGCUCGGGUCCGUCGGCAGCGUGGACGAGUUCGUCGACCUGCACAUCCAGUCGGCCGACACCGACCAGCAGUCCUUCUCCCGGUUCUUCCUGAGCAACGCCGCGGCGCUCAAGGAGGCGUCGAAGCAGGCCGAGGACGAGCGCUUCCUCCCCUCGGAGGUCGUGCACGGGUGCUUCACGCUCUCGCUCGCGCCGGUGAAGCAGGAGUUCAGCAACCAGGUGCGCCGGCUGCAGGACUCCAUGAACGGGGCGCUGACGCGGACGGCGCGGGCGGAGCGCGCGGAGAUCGAGGAGUACCUCGCGCAGGUCCGCGAGCUCGUGGACUCGAAGGCGGCCAACAUGGAGGAGAUCGGCUCGCACAAGCACAAGGCCGAGGAACUGAUGCACGCGAUGACGCGCGUGCGGGAGCUGAAGAUCAAGAUCGACGAGAAGAACAAGCUCCUGCGGCAGAUGAUCGCGGCGAACGCGCUGCCCACGCGCGGCGGCGCGGACGUGGGGCUGGUCGACAUCUCCGACCUGCAGGGGGAGAUCGACACGAACUUCGACAAGCUGCAGCAGUUCGACCUGCACAUCGGGGAGCAGCAGAAGGGUCUGCAGGCGCAGGCGCUGAAGCGCAAGGACGGCCUCCUGGGCAAGAUCGAGGGCGCGUGGGCCGAGUGGGACCUCCGGCGCCCGGGCAACGUGCAGGGGCGCGACCCCGCGAUGAUCUUCGCGCAGAUGGACCAGCAGCUGAAGAUGCUCGAGGAGCUGGAGACGCACGCGGCGGAGGUGGCCAAGGACUGCGAGAACUGCGGCGUGGGCGCGGCGGACAUGCCAGACCUGGAGCGGCUGGAGGCGCUGCGCGCGGAGAUGGAGGAGGAGCGCGGGGCGUGGCAGCGGUACAAGGACUUCAUCGAGGAGCGCGACUCGCUGUUCGACGCGUCGUGGCUGUCGGUGCGCGAGCAGGCGCGCAACAAGCUGGAGGACUUCCAGCUGAAGUGGCGCGGGUACCUCAAGGAGCAGAAGCAGAAGGGGCCGGUCGACCGCGCCAUCAUGGAGCAGCUGGAGAAGUACUCGCUGAUCGACCCGCACCUGCGGUACAUCCAGGGCGUGUCGUGGGACGACUCGCACUGGUCGCGCCUGUUUGGCAUGAUCGGCCUGAAGAAGAUCGACGCGACGAAGGUCACGCUCCUGCACUUCCUCGACCGCGCCGACGCGCUCGCGCAGAACGCCGAGGCCAUCAAGGCCAUGGACGCGCGCGCGCAGGCCGAGGCGGGCCUGCGCAAGGCCGUGCAGGAGCUCAAGGACUGGGGCUUCGACCGGACGUUCACGCUGGCGGAGCACACGUCCACGGGCGGCGGGCAGGACGGGCGCGGGCGCGCGAUGAUGCUCAUCCGCGAGUGGAAGGACCUGCUGUCCGAGGCCGCCGACCUGCAGGCGCUGGUGGGGUCACUGAAGCAGUCGCCCUACUUCCAGGACUCGGGCAUCCGCGACGACACGCUGUCGUGGGAGGCGCGGCUGUCGACGCUGGUGGGCGCGCUGGGCACGCUCAACGGCAUCCAGCGGCGGUGGGUGUACUUGGAGCCCAUCUUCAGCCGCGGCGCGCUGCCGCACGAGCAGCCGCGGUUCGCGCGCGUGGACCGCGACUUCGUGAGCCUGAUGAACCAGAUCCAGCGCGACCCGCACGUCAAGGCCUUCGCGGACCGCCCGGGCCUGGAGGCCCAGCUCAAGACCAUGGCCGACCAGCUGGAGCACUGCCAGAAGAGCCUGAUGGAGUUCCUCGAGGACCGGCGCGCGGUGUUCCCGCGGUUCUACUUCAUCGGCGACGACGACCUGCUCGAGAUCCUCUCGCAGUGCAAGGACCCGAACGUCAUCCAGGCGCACCUCAAGAAGCUCUUCGCGGGGAUCUACCGCGUGGUGCUCAAGGCGAGCGGGCCGCGGGAGCACACCAUCACGCACAUGUGCUCCGCGGACGGCGAGGAGGUGGCGCUGUCGCCGCCCGUCCGCGUGACGGACUCGGUCGAGGAGUGGCUCAGCGACCUGUCGGCGAGCAUGAAGGGCACGCUGCGGGAGCGCCUCGUGGCGUGCACGCUCCAGGGCGGCGCGCUGCGGCCGGAGCUCACGCCCGAGGACUUCCAGCACAUGCCGUCGCAGGUGCUGUGCGUCUCGGACGCGGUGCGCUUCACCAGCCGCGCCGAGGAGGCCAUCCGGUCCAACGGGCUGCUCACGCUGCGGCAGGAGCUCGACGGCGAGCUGCAGGGCCUCACGGACGCGUCGUACGAGGGGCACCACGUCAUGCAGCUCAAGGUCAAGGCCAUGAUCCUCGACAUCAUCCACUACAAGGACGUCGUCGAGUCGCUCAUCCGGGAGCGCUGCCAGACGCCGACGGAGUGGGCCUGGUUCAAGCAGCUGCGCUUCUACGCGCAGCCCGACGGGCAGUGCCACGGCCGCAUGGCCGGCUCCGAGAUCGAGUACACGUUUGAGUACCAGGGCAAUGCGCCCAAGCUGGUCUACACCCCCCUGACGGACCGGUGCUUCCUGACGCUGACCCAGGCGCUCAAGCUCGGCAACGGCGGGAACCCGUACGGCCCCGCCGGCACGGGCAAGACGGAGUCGGUCAAGGCGCUCGGGCAGUACUUGGCCCGGCAGGUGUUGGUGUUCAACUGCGACGAGGAGUUCGACUUCCGGUCGAUGGGGCGCAUCUUCGUGGGCCUCGUCAAGUGCGGCGCGUGGGGGUGCUUCGACGAGUUCAACCGGCUCGAGCAGGAGGUGCUGUCGGCGGUGUCGCAGCAGAUCCAGCAGAUCCAGUCGUCGAUCAAGGCGCGCGAGAGGACCAUGGUCUUCAUGGGCCGCGAGAUCCCCGUGGACCACAACGCCGGGAUCUUCGUCACCAUGAACCCCGCCGGGAAGGGCUACGGCGGCCGCUCGAAGCUCCCCGACAACCUGAAGGCCCUGUUCCGGCCCAUCGCCAUGUCGGUCCCGGACGACGAGCUCAUCGCCGAGGUGAUGCUGCUCGCGGAGGGCUUCCGGAGCGCGCGCGCGCUGUCGCGGCGCGUGGUGACGCUCUUCCGCGUGUCCCGGCAGCUCCUGUCGAAGCAGCAGCACUACGACUGGGGCCUGCGUGCGCUCAAGACCGUCCUGGGCAUCGCGGGGAAGCUGCUGCGCGAGGCCAAGGCCGCGAACCCGGGCGUGGUGCCGACGGCGGAGCAGGAGAUGUCGCUGGUGAUCCGCGCGGUGCGCGUCACCACGCUGCCCAAGCUCACGCAGUCGGACCUGGAGCGCUUCCUGUCGCUGCUCGAGGUGCAGUUCCGCGGCGCGGAGAUGCGCGACGUGGAGAACGAGACGCUCCUCGCCGCGAUCCGCAAGGUCUACGAGCGGCGCUCGCUCGUCCCGCAGGACGACCAGGUCGGCAAGAUCCUGCAGCUGGACAUGGCCACGCAGCAGCGCACGGGCGUGAUCAUCGUCGGGCCGUCCGGGUGCGGCAAGUCGACGCUCUGGACGGUGCUCGAGGCGGCGUACGCGGAGCUCGGCCGGCCGGUCAUCGUGCACCGCAUGAACCCCAAGGCCGUGGACCGCAAGCAGCUGCUGGGGUCGCUGGACAUGGACACGCGGGAGUGGACCGACGGCGUGCUGACGGCCGCCGCGCGGCGCGUGGUGCAGGAGCCGCAGAGCCAGCGGUCGUGGAUCGUGUGCGACGGCGACGUGGACCCGGAGUGGAUCGAGAGCCUCAACUCGGUGAUGGACGACAACCGCCUGCUCACGCUGCCCAACGGGGAGCGCAUCCAGCUGGGCGACAACGUGAACUUCGUGUUCGAGUGCCACUCGCUGCAGUACGCGUCCCCGGCGACGGUGUCGCGCUGCGGGAUGAUCUUCAUGUCCGACGACGCGAUCGACAUCAGCAACGACGUGACCAAGUGGCUCGCGGACCUGGAGAAGGACGCGCAGCGCCGCGAGGACGGGCGCGCGGGGCCGGACGUGGCCUUGCUGCGGAAGUGGUGCGACGAGCUGCUCGUGCGGUGCAUGGAGGUCGCCGUGCAGUACCAGCCCGUGGUGCCCACGACAACGAUCGGGCAGCUGCGCAACGUGCUGUCGCACGUGGAGCAUGCGACGUCGCGCGCGGAGUUCGCGCGCGGGCUCGCGCACGGCCUCGGGUCGAACGUGGCCAAGGAGGACCGCGCGCGCCUGACGCAGCACAUCGCGCAGGUGGCCAACGAGCGCGGGCUCGAGCACGCGCUGGCGGGCGCGACCUUCGAGACGCUGAUGCUCGGCCCGGACGCCGCGGACCAGCUGGCGCCCGCGGGCGGCGAGGACGCGCCCGAGCGCGUGGUCCCAACGGAGUCGGUCAUGCGGAGCGCGCAGGACAUCGCGCCGUGGCUGCGCGACGGCGCGCCCUUCAUCUUGUGCGGUGAGAGCGGGUGCGGCAAGUCGGCGCUGCUCGACCGCAUGCUGGACUGCCUCCCCGACGAGAUCGAGGUUGCCCGCGUGCCGUGCUCGGCCAGCACCAGCGCCGCCAACGUCAUUGGGAAGCUCAAGAGCAUCUGCGGGAAGCCCCGCACCACCAACCGCGGCAAGGUUCUCGCGCCGCGCGGCGCCGGGCGCGUCAUCCUGCACCUCAAGGACGUCAACCUCCCGAAGCCGGACCGGUACGGCACCGUGCAGCUCGUCGCGCUCCUGCAGCAGAUCCUGACCUACCGCGGGUACUACGACGAGGAGGAGGGCCUCGAGUGGGUCCAGAUCGAGCGCAUUCAGAUUGUGGGGACCAUGGACCCGCCCUCGACGGUCGGGCGGCACCCGCUCUCGCAGCGCCUCGCCGCGGUGAUGCGCAUCGCGUACAUGCCGAACCCGACGGGCGCGGAGCUGCAGGAGAUCUUCGCGCGGCUGCUGGAGCCCAUCGUGGCGCACCUGCGCGGCGAGGGUGGGCAGGGCGUCCCGGAGCCGACGACGCUCGCGGGCGCGAUGGUCGCGGUGUACGAGGAGGUGAAGAAGGUGUUCACGCCCAACGAGCGCCGGCACUACGUGUUCAGCCCGCGCCAGCUCAGCCAGUGGGCCGAGGCGCUCCUGCACUACGACAUGUCGACGGUGCCCGCGGCCAACGCCGUCGCGUACGAGGCGUGCCGCGUGUUCCAGGACUGCAUCGUCGACGACGCGGGGCAGGCCCAGCUGCAGUCCAUCGUCACCUCGACCCUCCGCGCCGCCAUGCGCCACGACCCGGACCUCUCGGGCGUCUUCACCCUCGGCGGGACGCCGCUCUCCGGGCGCGGCCACGAGACGCUCGGCUGGCUCGACCUCGGCAGCUACCGCACGCUCGUCGCGGAGAAGCUGCGCAUCUUCGACCGCGAGGUCAUGGCCGCCGACGUGGUGCUCUUCGAGCAGUUCCUGCGCAUGGUCGCGGCCGUGGAGCGCACGCUCACGCGGCCGCGCGGCGCGCUGCUGCUCGUCGGCGCGUCCGGCACGGGCCGCAAGCUCUCGGUGCUGCUCGCGGCGCACAUGCUCCGCCUGCAGGUCUUCCAACCGAAGAUGGUCAAGGGCUACGGGAUCCGGCACUUCCACAACGACCUGAAGGCGGCGAUGGAGGCGGCGGGGCUGCGCAACGAGCCCGCGCUGCUGCUGCUCGAGGACCGGCAGGUCACGAGCGACCUGAUGCUGGAGUGCCUGAACGCACUGCUGUCUUCGGGGGAAGUGCUCGGGCUGCUGUCGAAGGAGGACCACGAGCGCCUCGUCGCGCCGCUGGAGAAGGAGAUGCAGGGGGAGUUCCGGUCCCCGCUCGACAUGUUCGUCCACCGCGUGCGCGUCAACCUCCGCGUGGCCCUGUGCGCCAACCCUGCCGACGCCCGCUUCGAGGCGCGCUGCACGAGCAACCCCGCGCUGCUGAGCCGCUGCAACGUCAUCUGGGUGUCCGGGUGGGCGCCGUCGAGCAUGGAGGAGGUGGCGGUCGCGCGUCUCAAGUCGUCGAUGGACACGUCGAGCGAGGACAGGGACGAGGACCUCGUGCAGAGCGCGCUGACGCUCUUCGGGAACGUGGCGGAGGACAUGCAGGAGCCGCGGCGGCUGUGCGCGCUGGUGGACUGCUACGUGAAGAUCUUCGCGAGCCGGCGCGCGGAGCUCCGGGAGCAGCUGGGCAACAUGCGCGCCGGGAUGGACAAGCUGCGCGAGGCGGGCGACACGGUCGACAAGCUGUCGCGCGACGCGGUGGAGAAGGAGGGGGUCCUGAAGGCCAAGCAGGCGGAGGCGGACGCGGCGCUGAACAACAUCACGCGGGCGAUGAAGGAGGCGGAGAAGCGCAAGACCAUUGUGGCCGAGCUGAGCAAGAAGUGCGCGUCGGACGAGAUGGUCAUCCAGGAGAGCAAGCGCGGCGUCGAGGUGGAGCUGAGCGAGGUGCAGCCGAUGAUCGACGCCGCGCGCGCGGCCGUGAACAGCAUCAAGAAGGACCACCUGAACGAAGUGCGGUCGCUCAAGAUGCCGCCCGACGCCAUCCGCGACGUCAUGGAGGGCGUCAUGUGCCUCCUCGGCGAGCGCGACACCUCCUGGACCGGCAUGCGCGCCUUCCUGGGCCGCUCCGGCAUGAAGGAGCAGAUCAUCAACUUUGACGCCCACCGCAUCGACGCGCACAUCCGCGAGGCCGUGCUGCGCCUCAUGCAGGCGAAGAACUCCUUCGAGCCCGCCGUCAUCCAGCGCGUGUCCCGCGCCGCCGCCCCGCUGGCCACCUGGGUCCGCGCCAACAUCAAGUACUCCAUCGUGCUGGAGAAGGUCGAGCCCCUGGAGACGAAGCUCGCGGAGCACCAGGCGGACCUCGACGCGGCGAUCGAGAAGCGCGACGCCGCCGAGCGCGAGAUGCGCGAGCUCGAGGCGUCGAUCGACGGCCUGAAGGAGGAGUGCCAGCGCAAGAACCGGGAGGCAGCGAUGCUGUCCGAGGAGCUGCGGCGCGCGAAGGAGACGCUCGACAAGGCCACGCACCUCCUCGACAUGCUCAAGGACGAGCGCGGGCGGUGGAAGAAGCAGGAGGACGACCUCGGCGGCGCGCUGGUCGAGCUGCCUAUGCGCGCGCUGGCGUCGGCGGCCUUCAUCACCUUCCUGCUGCGCGAGCCCGAGGACGUGCGCGUGGAGUGGAUGGAGUCGUGGUGCCAGAUCCUGGGCAUGGACCCGGGCGCGUUCGAGCUCCGGCGGUUCAUGUCGAGCGAGCGCGAGACCCUGGGGUGGAAGGCCGAGGGCUUGCCCGGGGACAACCUGUCGGUGGACAACGCCAUCGCGAUCGGGUACGCCGCGCAGGCGCCCUUCAUCAUCGACCCGUCCGCGAGCGCGCUCGGGUGGCUGGAGACGAACGUGCGGAAGCGCGGCGGCGCGCUGAAGGUCACCGCGCCGCACAUGGCCAACUUUGUCAACUCGCUGGAGCUGGCCGUGCGGUUCGGCGAGGUGCUCAUCGUGCGCGACGUCGACUCCGUGGACCCGAUCCUCUUCCCGAUCCUCCGCCGCGACAUGCUCAAGCAGGGCCCGCGCCCCGUGGUGCUCGUCGGCGACAAGGCCAUCGACUACAACGACGGCUUCCGCGUCUUCCUCUUCACCCGCAACUCGGACCCGCACCUCCCGCCGCAGGCCGCCGCGCUGCUGUCGGUCACCAACUUCUCCGUCACGCGCGCGGGCCUCGAGGCGCAGCUGCUCGCCGCGGCCAUCCAGCACGAGCUGCCCGAGCUCGAGGACAAGAAGAGCGCUCUGCUCAAGACGGAGGAGGACCUCACGAUGCAGCUGGCGGACCUGGAGCGGGACCUGCUCGGGGCGCUCGCGCGGUCGACGGGCAACAUCCUGGAGAACCGCGAGCUGCUCGAGACGCUCAACCAGACCAAGGAGAAGAGCCAGGCGGUGACCAGCUCGCUGGAGGAGUCGCAGCGGCUGCAGCAGGAGCUCGACAAGCAGCGCAACGCGUACAAGCAGCUCGCGUCGCUCGGGUCCGCGCUCUACUUCGUCCUGCGCGACCUCGCGUCCAUGUCAUAUAUGUACCGGUUCAGCCUGCCCUUCUUCCUGACCAUCUUCAAGCGCACGAUGAAGAAGACGCCGGCCGGCGGGCAGCAGGCCGACACGCGCGUCACGCGGCUCCAGCUCGUCCUCCUCGCGGACGUGUACGAGGACGUCGCGCGCGGCCUCUUCAACGACGACCGGCUGACCUUCGCGAUGCACAUGGCGCGCGCCCUCACGCGCCUCACCGCCGUGCGCAAGGUCGCCAGGGAGCGCGGCCUCGCGCCGGAGCGCGCGCCGAGCCUCCUGCGCACCGUGUCCAACCUCCGGUCGCCCACGAAGUCCCCCUCGAUGCGGCAGGGCUUCGCGGAGCUCGAUCAGCUGUACAACGAGUGGCAGGUGCUCAUGAGCCGCGCGGGCGGGGCGGCCGCGCCGCGCGGCGCACAGACGCCGCAGUGGGUGGCCAAGGGCCCCGCGGAGGCGGCGUACGCGGCGCUCGUCGCCGCGAUGCCGCGCCUGGAGUACGAGUACAGUCUGAGCGACUCAGCGCUGUGGGCGCCCUGGUUCGCGAGCGCCAACCCGGAGGACAAGGGCGCGUGGCCGGACGUGGGGAAGAAGAUCUCGUCCUUCCACCGCCUGCUGCUCGUGCAGGCGCUGCGGCCCGACCGCCUGCGGAGCGCCAUGGCGACGUACGCGCGCAGCAUUCUGGGCAUCAAGUCGGUGGACCCGCCCGCCGUGCCUAUGACGCACCUCGUCGAGAAGGCCUCCGCGACCUCCCCGCUGCUCUUCCUUCUCACGCCGGGCGCAGACCCCUCGCAGAACCUCCUCGAAGUGGCCUCGCGCACCGUCGGCAGCAACCAGUACGAGGAGAUCGCGAUGGGCCAGGGGCAGGCCGAGGCCGCGCUGCUGCAGCUGCGCGAGUGCGCGCGCGAGGGGCGCUGGCUGUGCCUGAAGAACGUCCACCUGGUUGUGUCGUGGCUCCCGGAGUUGGAAAAAGAGGUCUACGGGCUGGGCGAGCAGGUCCACCCGAACUUCCGGCUCUUCCUCACCUCGGAGCCGCACGCCGCGUUCCCGACGUCGCUCCUCGAGCACUGCUUCAAGGUCACCUACGAGGCGCCCCCGGGCCUGCGCAACAACAUCUCGCGCACGCUCAACGACUGGGGCGCCGAGUACCUGCAGCAGGGCCCCGUGGUGCGCGCGCGGCUGCUCUUCGCGCUCGCGUGGUUCCACGCCAUCGUGCAGGAGCGCCGCGCCUACGUCCCGCUCGGCUGGUGCAAGCUGUACGAGUUCAGCAACGCCGACCUGCGCUCGGGCGCCGACAUCAUGAGCCUCGGCACCGCGGACGGCCGGCCCGUCGACUGGCAGUACCUCCACGGCCUGCUCCAGACGGCCGUGUACGGCGGCCGCGUCGACAACGAGGCCGACAGCCGCAUCCUCGCCGAGCUUCUCGACAGCGUGUUCAACGCCGCCACCAUCCAGGGCGACGGCGGGACCGUCGCGCCGCUGCCGGGCACGGGCGGCGCCGUGCGCGUCCCCGCGAGCGCGAGCCUUGCGGACAUGAAGGCGAUCGUGUCGGCCCUGGACGCCAACGACGCCCCCUCGAUCUUCCUCCUCCCGGCCAACGUCAACCGCACGCGCGAGCAGGUGGCCAGCGCGCGCGUCGUGCAGCAGAUGCGCGCGAUGGAGACGAGCAAGGAGGCCGCCGCGAACUUCGACCCGGAGGUCUGGCGCGAGAAGCUCGGCCCGCUGCUGCGUGCGUGGAGCGCCAUGGUCGCGGGCAGCACGCACCUGCAGCAGCUCGUGUCCGGGAAGCAGGUCCGCCGCCUGCCGUCGCGGCUGUCGUCGGAGGGGCACCGCAAGCCCCCGAUCGAGUCGAUGAUGAUGCUCGAGCUCGCGGGGGCCGCCCGGCUCGUCAAGAUGGUGCACGGGGCCAUCAGCGCUCUCAACCGGGUGCUGAACUCGAACGCGGCGCUGACGGCCUCCGUGGAGCGCGACGGCCGCGCGCUGGUCGCGGACGAGAUCCCCGCCGCGUGGGACGCCGAGUGGGAGGGCACGGGCGACCCGCUGAGCUACGUGACCGCUGUCGGGCGCAAGGCCGACGCGGUGCAGGCGCUCGUUGACGCCGGCGGGUUCUCCGGCGCCGUCACGGGCGUCAGCUUCCGCCUCUCCGGGCUGUUCAAUCCGGGGGCGUUCCUGAACGCGCUGCGGCAGGAGACGGCGGCCAAGCUCGGGUGCCCAAUGGACGACCUGGUGCUGCGCGGGGCGUGGACCGCGGGGGCGCUGGGCAGCGUGCCGCGCGAGCUGAUGCUUCCGGUGGACGGCAUCAUGAUCGAGGGCGCGACGUUCGACGGCGGGCGGCUCGCGGAGGUGGGCAGUGACGCGCCGACACUGUCGGAGCUGCCGACGACGACGCUGGCGUGGAUCCCGAAGAACGCCCCGCCGGCGUACAAGGCGACGGUGGAGAUGCCGCUGUACCACAACAGCACGCGGGCCGCGGUGCUGUGCACGCUCGACCUGCCCGUGGCGGACAAGGAGGCGCGCAGGCGCUGGCUGCUCACCGGCAGUGCCCUGCUCCUCGAGGCCUAG
Molecule: messenger RNA, 13134 nt
Organism: Pedinophyceae sp. YPF-701
Lineage: Eukaryota; Viridiplantae; Chlorophyta; Pedinophyceae
Source: the annotation of a GenBank genome assembly